AGUUUAACUCCCGUAUUUUGUUGUUGGAUCUCACAGGAAAAUUUUCAUAACACCUGAGGGAGAAGUGCGGGAAAGUUAAACAUUUGGAUUUAUAGGUAACUGAGUAUGCUCUCAAAAUGAGCAUACUUUGAACAGAAAUCUGAAAUGGCCAUCGUAGCUCUCGUGUAGUGACUCGUAGUGAGCAAUAUUUUGUUUUUCAGAACUACUACUAAUCGAUGGUUAACUGCUCGGUUUCGAAUCUUUUAUUAAUAUACCUGUUUUCUUUCGUGUCGAAACAAGAUUGCAUCUAAUCUACAAACUAUACGCUAUAACGUUACAUCUUCAAACAAUCCACUUUAUUUAAACGAUACAGUGGUUACUUUAGCAGAUGGUAGUGUUGUCAAAUACACUAUAACUGCUACUGGUGUUGCAUAUGUUUCUUCUAUACGUAAGCGAUGCCAUUAUUCAUCCACUGAAAAGAAAAAAUGUGUUUCUUUUGUUUAGCGCCAUAUACCGGUUCCGAUACAAUAGCUGCAUCAUCAACCUGUUCUGUUCCAACAAAUUCUACAUGGAAUAAUACGGGUAACACAAUUCAAUUCGGAGUUUAUUCAACUGGUGUCUUUCUCGAUUCUAACGAUACGGCUUACAUCGCCGACAGAAAUGGUAAUCAAAUAUUAAUACUCUUGAAAGGUGCAAGCAGUGCUACUGUUCUUGCGAAUGCUUCUAACCCAUACGACAUUGUUGUUGAUACAAGUGGAAAUGUCUAUAUCGCUCAAGAUGGUGUGCCACAAAUUCUGAAAGUAUGGACCAACGGUUCUAUGUCAACAUUUACAAAUAUCAGCGGCUCAGACGACUACUAUGCCUCAUAUGGUUUAGCUAUUGAUUCAAGCAAUAACAUUUAUAUAUCGGAUUCAUUUGCUAAUCGUAUACUAAAACUGUCGUCCACAGGAAGUGGCAAUGCAACGGUUGUAGCCGGUGGAAAUGGAUAUGGCAAUGCUAGCAAUCAACUGAAUUUCCCUACUUCUCUUGCUGUUGAUGCUAAUGGAAGCCUCUACAUACUAGACGCGGGUAACAAUCGAAUUCAGAAGUGGUUAUCGGGUGCUACAAUGGGCACAACACUGUUAACAAUACUAGUAGCAAUCGGAGUUCUAACAGUCGAUUGUAACAACUAUCUUUAUGUCGGUAAUGGUACAACUAUUCUUCGAUUUCCACCCGAUUCCGAGAUUGGAACAACUGUAAUUUCGGGUCUAUAUUAUCCAACAUCAAUGAAGUUUGACUCGGAAGUAAACAUCUAUAUAAAGGAAGCAGAAAAAAAGGAAAAAGGAAAAAAGACAAUCGGAGUUGAAACGAAGUUGUGA
Messenger RNA from Didymodactylos carnosus, 1337 nucleotides. The record is from the annotation of a GenBank genome assembly. NCBI's taxonomy places the organism in Eukaryota, Metazoa, Rotifera, Eurotatoria, Philodinida, Philodinidae.